UUCUCACUUGCUUUUCCACCCAACACUCAAGCAAAUACAUUACUAGUAUAACAUCCAUAAAGCUUCCCCCCUUACUCUAUAGAAUUUCAUCUUUCUCAAUUUUUGCAACAAUGGAAAUGGUUGGCAAGAUUGCAUGCUUUAUGGUUUUGUGCAUGGUGGUGAUUGCACCCCAUGCAGAGGCAAUGACUUGCGGUCAGGUUGCCACUGGCUUAGCUUCUUGUCUCCCUUAUCUUCAAGGCACCGGCCCUCUGGGAGGUUGUUGUGGUGGUGUUAAGAGUGUGUUGGGUGAAGCCAGGACCCCAGCGGACCGAAAGACAGCAUGCACUUGCCUGAAAUCAGCUGCUAAAGCUAUUCGGGGCAUUGAUUUGAACAAAGCCGCUGGUAUCCCUAGCACUUGUGGCGUUAACAUUCCUUACAAGAUCAGCCCUUCCACUGACUGCUCCACGGUCCAGUAAAGCAUAUCAUCAGAGUUUGAUACCAUGAGGAGAAUUAAGAAUAAGAUGAAUGGAGUGUGAUCCUGCUCAUGGAUCCAUUAUUUCUAUGUUGUAUCAGUUGUCUCUUUCGUUUCUUUUUUUGUGUGUCUUUUGGGCUCGCAGUCUGAGUCUUGUAUCGAAACUUCAUUAUUGGCUGUGUUACAUUAAUCCAAUCUUGAUAAUAUAUCUAUCUUAUUUAAUA
This is a messenger RNA of Solanum dulcamara, 675 nucleotides long. RefSeq names its product non-specific lipid-transfer protein 1. Lineage: Eukaryota; Viridiplantae; Streptophyta; Magnoliopsida; Solanales; Solanaceae. Gene Ontology annotation, cellular component: membrane. The coding region runs from base 111 to 455 and encodes 114 amino acids. Gene Ontology annotation, molecular function: lipid binding. Gene Ontology annotation, biological process: lipid transport. The record is from RefSeq and is a predicted model, not a curated record. The transcript has 2 exons.